Molecule: messenger RNA, 2640 nt
Organism: Peronospora farinosa
Lineage: Eukaryota; Oomycota; Peronosporomycetes; Peronosporales; Peronosporaceae
Source: the annotation of a GenBank genome assembly
AUGGCAGGAGUGCGCAAUGUCUGCAGCUCACCACGGUCGUCUACGGACGAGGCGGAAGACGCUGCAUCUUCUUCCUUCCUAGAGUUUAUACCAUCUCCUCAAGUAAAAAAUGCACGUGGCAAGCGAAAGUCCAAGGCACAAAAGUCGAUACAGCAGCGGAAAAAGCUCAAGCCAUCGCCUUCCGCAUCGUUCGAGCGGAAAAGUACCAACAACUUAAUACAAGAGGCACCCGAGGACUUUGUCAAGUAUCUGGAUGAACAACUAAGUCCAGUUCAACAAGUGAAGCUGGAGACGGAGUUUUGUAAAGGACAGGGUUACAUCGUAAAAUUGCCGCCGUCCAGCUGGAAAAACAAACGUAAGCGCAAUGAGUGGGCUAAUUGGGUCAGAGCGCUGGGUUUCAAAUCCAGUACUUCAUUGGGUCGCAAUGCUCGAUGCAUUGCUAGCCUUAAAGCGGAUGUGAUUUUAGGUGAAUUAAAGCAGAGAAUGCCAUCGAUUACCGAGAAAGGGGACAAGGAAGAAGAACGACAUGUGGACAUUGGCCUUAUGAGUGAAGACGAUGCGCUUGUCAAUAAAGUUGGCACAGAACACGGUGGAGAUUACUCAACAAAUCCGGCGAUGAUUCGGCUGAAAACGUAUUUCCAAAAGCUGGAAUCGCAAAAAUUGGAGGUCGUGUCAUUUGCAGAAAACCACCGAUUGUUGUCAUCGAUACAGCACACCGCGAUCGCUGACGCGAUGGAAGACAUAUUGGCACGACCUUCGAUUCGUCGAGACCGUCGUCUUGCCAGGCGGUUGUCGAAACGAGGGAGAAUAUCAGGCCGGCGAUUGUCUUCUAUUGCUUUGACACCAUCAUCUUCUUCUUUUCUUCCGCUUGUUGAAGAUGAUUGGGUGUGGAAUCAGGAGGUUGAAAAGAUGUCGUUGACACCGAUUAAGCGUCGCAUUUCGCUUGGCGACAGCAGAGCAGCCGAGAAGAAAAACGUGCAGGGAGAACGUGUACUGUACCUUGUACUUCAGUCUGGUUUGAUAGAUGUGAAGACAUUCAAGGAAGUGCUUCGCCAAGUAUCUACGAUGGCAUACGCUUGGGUUAUCGCGGACUACUCCAAGAAAGCAAACGUCUACUCAACAGCACACAUGUACUUUCGCCACCCGCGUGGCCAUUAUCUCACGAAUGGUGCUUACAAGGAAGUGUACAAAGUGUUUUCGUCCGAGCAAGGCCGACUAGAGGCUAUCAGCGUGAUGGAUAUUAGUGCAAUAGAAGCCACCGGCAACCAGAGUGUUGUUUGUCAAGAAGUGGCUCACUCGGUGCUGCUAUCCGACGCACUUGAGCACGGCAUUUGUCCAAACUUCCUCCGAAUUUACGAUGUUUUCCUCGCACACGAGCGACCGCGCCCUGAUCUCUGGGGUAGCAAAUCGCAUCGGAAGCCGACUGCAUUAUUAACAGAGAUAAACAAUAAUUCUGGCGGUGUAAUUUACCAGGAGAACCCAUCGGUAUUCUCAGGCGACGAAAGUAAACGGUUGUUCCAAUAUAUCCGGAUGGAGUUUUGCGACGGUGGCGAUCUGGAAGAUUUCAUCGGAUUACAGAAGAAUAAGACGCUUCCCCUGGUAUCUGUAGCCGUGCCAUUUUUCUUCCAAAUGGUGUAUAGUCUGUACUGUGCUCGAGAAAAGUUUAAUUUGCGGCACUGUGAUGUAAAGCUUCUCAACUUCUUCCUGAAGGACAUUGGUCGUGCUAACAUCCGCAAGGACCCAGGAUCUGAUGUCGUCCUGCAUUACCUGCUGGAAGAUGUUUGUUUUGUUUGUCAAAUGCCUGCCUCCUUUUCGUACUGGAUAAAAUUGGCUGAUUUUGGCGCAGCCGACUCAAACGCUGAAACUUUGGGAAGCCCCGUCACGAUGGACCAGUUCACUACACUGGAAAACUCACCGGUCGAAUUCUUAUUAGAAGGUGACGCUGCCAAGCAGUCUUACGCAGCAGACACAUUUUGUUUAGGCCUCUGCGUGCUACACUUAUUUACUGGAUGCGCACCAUACGAAGAGAUUUUGGAAGACGUACGUUGCCCCAUAGAACUCCUGAAGGACCUGAAGUUCAUUUGGAUGAGCCCACGAAAGAAUUCGGGGUUUUCUGUGAUUAAGAGCGUGGCGCGCGGUGAUGAUGAGAACACGCUCUGCCACACUCUCUAUCGGUUCAUUGUACUCUUUGGGCUGCCAGAGCAAAAUCCAAGCGAAAGAAAUGAAAUUGAAAAGGUGUGGCAACUGUUGCUGAAACAUUUACGACCGGAUGAUCCAGCGCUUAAGCACCCCCAACGGCGAUCCAGACGAACAAACGGCACGAGUAGCGCUCAAUUACACGCUAUUUCGACGAAGAGUCAAUUUGACCAUGAUCAGUCGUUGUACUCUAUUGCCAGUGGUUCCAACGAUGUAGUUCGUCGAUGCCGCGAAGGCUUGCAGUCGAUUCCGGGGGCAAUGGAGCUACUGAAAAGCUUGGUUGAUUUCGAUCCUGCAAAGCGUCCCACACUCAAGCAAGUGAUGUAUCACCCAAUAUUUUCCAGCUUUCGCUCGCCUUCCAAGGAAAAAGAAGUACCACCAGAUUAUGUUAUAAGUUACUACAGCAGUCGGCAUCGAAGCGGGCGAAUGAUUUUGGACGUAUAA